CAACACCAUCCUCCAUGAACGGUAAUCAAUCCACAACAACACAGCCAACCAAUCCAAACUCCCGCCUUGAUGCCCACAGAACAGAAGAUAAGGACAAAUGAUAGAAAUCGUAUAAGAACCUCUCGGUAUAUGCUCCAGCAUCUCGUCUUAUCCGCCCUCCACCUUCUUCAAAGCUCGGAACAGGACAGAACCCAUAUCACACUCUCUCUCAAAAAAAAGGCAACUGCGCUUCCCUCUUUUUCUCUGAGUGUUAGCUUGUAGUCAUGGCUAACACAACUGCAAAACCCAUCUCCUAUAACAAUACUCUUUUUUCCUCUUUCGGCUCCAAAACUCUUCGUUUUUCUUUUGUUAACUCUACCCACUUCAGCAAAUCUCUUCCUCCUCCUCUACUCUCCUUCUCUUGCUCUUCAUCGCAACCGUCGUGGUCUUGUUUCUCAAUAACGCGUGUUUCUACCGCUCCUGUAGAGUAUGCUCCGCCAGCUCCUGAUGAUAAUUUCCAACAAGAAAUUUCCAGGCUUAAAUCUCUGCGUUUGAAGCUUGCCUGCGCGAAUUCUCUGCACCAGAAGCUGUUAGUACUUGAUUCUGAUUAUCGGGUGAUGAUGUUCUUCAAUGCGCAUGGAAACGGGGUCUCUAAGGCUUUGAGUUUGCUUAAUUUGAGUUCGAGAGAGUGGUUUUUGGUUAAGUGUUUGGUGGCGGCUGGGCAAGAGCAUGUGCUUAGUUUGGGGUUUGAAUUGGUAGGGAGUGAGGUGGAAUCUGCGAAGGGUGCACUGAAGAGUGCGCUUUAUGCGUUGGUGGAGAUGAUUGAGAGGUUUGAUUUGAAGGAUAAUGGGGAGUAUGGUUUAGAGAAGAGUGAUAAUGGGGUGUAUUUGAACGAUGAGGAUAUAGGAGACUUGAAAAAGCUGCUGAAGACUUUAGCGGAGAUUGAACAGUUCUAUGAUUGCAUUGGAGGUAUCAUUGGAUAUCAGAUAAUGGUAUUGGAGCUUCUUGCCCAGUCAUCUUCUGAAAAGCAAACCACAAAUUGGUCACACCACAUUCAAGAAUCAAUGGAAUGCGAGUUUUUGGGAAUUCAUGCUCCUAAUGUAGUGGACCUUUCCAAAAAUACAGAGUAUGCAUCUCAAGCUGCUCUAUGGGGAAUUGAGGGUUUGCCAGACCUUGGAGAAAUUUAUCCUCUAGGUGGUUCUGCGGACCGGCUUGGUUUGGUUGAUCCAGACACAGGUGAAUGUCUUCCUGCUGCAAUGCUUCCAUUUUGUGGAAGGACUUUAUUGGAAGGCCUUAUAAGAGAUCUUCAGGCUAGGGAGUUCUUGCACUACAAGUUGUAUGGAAAACAAUGCAUCAUCCCUGUUGCGAUCAUGACAAGUUCAGCUAAGAAUAACCAUGAGCGUAUCACUUCUCUUUGUGAAAAACUCAGCUGGUUUGGAAGAGGUCGAUCCAGUUUCCAACUUUUUCAGCAGCCUCUUGUUCCUGCUGUUAGUGCAGAAGAUGGGCAAUGGUUGAUAACCAAACCAUUCUCACCUGUUUCCAAGCCUGGUGGACAUGGUGUUAUUUGGAAACUUGCUUAUGAUAAGGGAAUCUUUGAGUGGUUUUAUGAUCAUGGAAGAAAAGGUGCAACUGUACGACAAGUCAGUAAUGUUGUGGCUGCAACAGACUUGACCCUUUUGGCAUUGGCAGGGAUUGGUUUACGCCAUGGGAAGAAAUUAGGCUUUGCGUCUUGCAAGCGUAACUCGGGGGCUACUGAAGGAAUCAAUGUUCUUAUUGAGAAGAAGACUCUAGAUGGAAAGUGGGCUUAUGGUUUAUCAUGCAUUGAGUACACAGAGUUCGAUAAGUUUGGAAUCACAAGUGGAGCAUGUUAUUCUAACAGUUUGCAGGCAGAGUUCCCUGCCAAUACAAAUAUUCUAUAUGUGGAUUUAUCUUCAGUGGAGUCAGUUGCGUCAAGUAACAGUGAAAAAAGUUUACCAGGCAUGGUAUUGAAUACAAAGAAGCAGAUUGCAUAUGAGGACAGUUUUGGGAACUGUCAUAGUGUCUCUGGUAGCCGGCUGGAAUGCACAAUGCAAAAUAUUGCAGACAAUUUUUUAAAUACUUAUUUAUCCAGAUUUUACCAGGGUGUUGAAGAUAAGCUGGAUACCUUUAUUGUGUAUAACGAACGAAGAAAGGUUACAUCAUCUGCUAAGAGGAAGAGAAAACAUGUGGACCAAUCUUUGCACCAGACUCCUGAUGGUGCACUGUUGGAUAUCUUACGGAAUGCCUACGAUCUUCUUUCCUGUUGUGACAUUGAACUUCCUAAGGUUGAAGGUAAUGACAGAUAUGUUAAUUCUGGACCACCAUUUCUAAUCUUUCUGCAUCCUUCUCUUGGCCCACUUUGGGAGGUCACAAGACAAAAGUUUUAUGGAGGAUCCAUUUCCGAGGGCUCUGAGCUACAAAUUGAGGUUGCAGAGUUCAUGUGGAGGAAUGUCGAGCUUGAUGGGAGCUUAAUUGUUAUUGCUGGAAAUGUCAUGGGCUCAACAAGGAUUGAUGCAAAUGGGGAGCCAAUGUUGCAGUAUGGUCGCAGGUGUGGAAGAUGUAGACUGCAAAAUGUCAAAGUUCUCAAUAAGGGGAUAGACUGGAGUUGUGGAGAAAAUGCAUACUGGAAACAUAGCGUACAACGAUUUGAGGCAUUGAAAGUUAUUCUGCAUGGAAAUGCAGAAUUUGAGGCCAACAAUGUUAUCCUAGAGGGUAAUCAUGUAUUUGAAGUUCCAGAUGGCUACAAAAUGAAGAUCAUAUCAGGAAAUUCAGGCUUGGAAGUCCAGCUCAACCCCAUAGAACCAAAUAUGAUGGAUACUGGAAGCUGGUUUUGGAACUACAAGAUAAAUGGCACACACAUUCUUUUGGAAUUGGUAGAGUUGUAAAGUACUAGAUUUGCUGUCAUAAUUCUCUGUGAAUCUUCGUUCACAAAUUGAACUAGGAGUGCAUCUUCACAGCAUGAUUGGUUGUAACAUAAGUUAAACCAUCUAGAAUCUUUGUAGUAAUAUGUGAAGAUGGAUAGAGGCUUGUAAAACCUGUAUGGUUCUGGCUAGUUGUUCUGAUGUUUCCUUAGUUGGCUGGAGCUGUGCGUAAUUCCAGUGUAGAAGCAGUGUAAAAUUCUGAAGCAAUGAGAAUUUGUAUUUUCUCUCUUUA
This is a messenger RNA of Manihot esculenta (cassava), 3150 nucleotides long. Its product is annotated as UTP--glucose-1-phosphate uridylyltransferase 3, chloroplastic. Gene Ontology annotation, biological process: UDP-N-acetylglucosamine biosynthetic process. Lineage: Eukaryota; Viridiplantae; Streptophyta; Magnoliopsida; Malpighiales; Euphorbiaceae. Gene Ontology annotation, molecular function: UDP-N-acetylglucosamine diphosphorylase activity. The transcript has 17 exons. Bases 264 to 2882 code for a protein of 872 amino acids. The record is from RefSeq and is a predicted model, not a curated record.